Messenger RNA from Hemibagrus wyckioides, 7507 nucleotides. RefSeq names its product histone demethylase UTY-like. NCBI's taxonomy places the organism in Eukaryota, Metazoa, Chordata, Actinopteri, Siluriformes, Bagridae. Gene Ontology annotation, biological process: heart development; regulation of gene expression. Gene Ontology annotation, molecular function: protein binding; chromatin DNA binding; histone H3K27me2/H3K27me3 demethylase activity. The record is from RefSeq and is a predicted model, not a curated record. The transcript has 29 exons. The coding region runs from base 281 to 4405 and encodes 1374 amino acids. Gene Ontology annotation, cellular component: MLL3/4 complex.
GCUACAAUUCUAACAAUUUUAAUCUGGUGGCCAAUAAAAGUUUGAACAUAUUUGAAGUAAUUCAUCACCGUCAUUUUGCACGAGUGGCUUAAUGCAUUGAACUUGAUUUAAUCCAUCACGCUCAUGAUUUUAAGAAUGUGAGAGGAAGGACCAACUGGAAGAUAACUCAUUUCCCGCAAGGAUAUACGGGCUGAUUUUGUCCAGUGUCCAAUUUUUAGCGCGUUUCGUGUGGCCUUUUGGACCUCGUGGAUUUUGCGCUUCGUGUGCUCGGUGCAAUUCCAUGCAAUCGUGCCGAGUGUCGCUCGCCGUAGCUGCCUGCGCUGCUGCUCGACGCCUCGGCGCUACUGGUGAUGAGGAAAAGAAAAUGGCGGCGGGAAAAGCGAGUGAGAACGAGGAGGACUUUCCUAGGCUGACAGCGCAGGAGAGGGACAGUUUAGCUGGGAUUGACAGCUCACUGUUUGGAUUUCUGAGGCUUCAUGAAGAUGGCGCCAGAACGAAGGCCUUGCUUUUAAAGGCUGUUCGCUGCUAUGAAUCUCUGAUCCUGAAAGCUGAAGGAAAAGUCAACCCGGAGUUAUUCUGCCAGCUAGGUCAUUUUAAUCUUCUGUUGGAGGACUACCCAAAAGCGUUAUCUGCAUACCAGAGGUACUACAGUUUACAAUCAGACUACUGGAAGAAUGCUGCCUUUUUAUAUGGCCUUGGAAUGGUGUACUUCCAUUACUGUGCUUUUCAGUGGGGGAUUAAAGUAUUUCAGGAGGUGCUGUACAUUGAUCCCAGUUUCUCUCGAGCCAAGGAGAUUCACCUGCGUCUUGGGCUAAUGUUUAAGGUGAACACAGACUACGAGUCAAGUUUGAAGCACUUUCAACUGGCUCUGAUCGACUCAAACCAAUGCACGUUGUCCAAGGCUGAAAUUCAAUUCCACAUUGCUCAUUUGUAUGAAAUACAGAAAAGAUACCGUGUGGCAAAGGAGGCUUACGAAAGUCUCUUGCAGACAGAGAAUCUCCCUACCCAGGUGAAAGCAGCUACUUUACAACAGCUUGGCUGGAUGCAUCAUACAGUGGAACAGCUGGGAGACCGAGCCAAUAAAGACAGCUAUGCUAUAGAGUGUUUGCAGAAAUCUCUUGAAGCUGACCCCAACUCUGGCCAGUCCUGGUAUUUUCUUGGAAGGUGCUACUCAAGUAUUGGGAAAGUGCAAGAUGCUUUUGUUUCUUACCGGCAGUCCAUAGACAAAUCUGAGGCCAGUGCAGACACUUGGUGCUCCAUUGGGGUGCUGUAUCAGCAGCAGAAUCAGCCCAUGGAUGCUCUGCAGGCAUACAUCUGUGCUGUGCAGUUAGACCACAGUCAUGCUGCAGCCUGGAUGGACCUGGGCACUCUCUAUGAGUCCUGCUAUCAGCCCCAAGAUGCCAUCAAGUGCUAUAUCAACGCCACACGCAGCAAAGGCUGCAGCAACAUUGCAGCAAUCACUGCCCGCAUCAAAUAUUUGCAGGCUCAGUUGUGUAACCUUCAUCACACUAGUCUACAAAGUAAAAGUAAAAUGCUUCCUAGUAUUGAGGAAGCAUGGAGCCUCCCAAUCCCAGCAGAGCUUACCUCAAGACAGGGCGUCCAGAUCACAGCUCAGCAGGUAAAUAAACCCCACCCCACUGCAAGAGGGCUUCUAAUAGAGGCACAUGGACAGUCCCUGCACCCCCAUAUCAGUCCUCUUGGCCAAGAUGAUGAACAGUCAAACCCUGUUAAGAAGAAGAGGACUUCCAGUCCUGCUAAGAGUUUUGCAGAGUGGGGCAAUAACCCAUCGAAGCAACAAACUCCAAACUUGCACCUACCACCACAGAAACUACAAUUUUUGGAGCAGCUGCGGGCUAACAGGGCAAGUCUGAAGCCAGUGCAGUUGCAGAUGCUGGAACAGCUAGAAGCUCAGCUCACAGCAAUGCAGUUGCACCAGCAACAGAUGGGACAGAAUGCAGCUGGACAGAUGCAGCCCCCCGUCUCCAAUGGCCCCACACCUGUUCCUUCACUGUCCCAAUCCUGCAGUUUUGUACUUCGCCCCCCCUGCGCUUCUCAGCCACUGGCCAAUGGGCCACACCCUGCUAGUCCCCAGUCCCACUUAGUUGGCAAUAAUCACACACCACGACCAGGAACCAAUGGAGACGUGCCUUACCUGCACUUAAAUGUACUACCUCACAACUGCACAAGCCUGGGUGAUGCGUGGGAGAGCCAGCAUCUUAGAAACACUCAGGGGCUUCAAAAAUGCCCAGGUCCUCAUUGGGCAGGUCCCAAUGGGGAAAUGGCAAACACUUCCAGUGGCUGGGCUGAUGGUGGCCCUCACAAUCAGGUCGGACAUUCCACUGCGACCCCUAGCAACUGUUCUGAGCCAGCUGUCAAUCACCUGUCCUGUCCGCCCCCCUCCUCGGCUUCUUUAUUAACUGCUUCCAUGCACACAGCUACCUCAGGCAUUCCCGUGACCAAAGAGAGCGAGCAUGUGCAAGGCAGUUGUGCCACUCCGGCCAAACACUGCAGCCCCAAGCACACAUCUGGCUCGCCACCUACCCACUCCUCAGGCAGUCCACAACUCUGUGCUCCAGUGAUGGGCAAGGAGAGCCUGGUAGCAGGCUCCAGGCUUAAUCAUGUUCACCUGGGUUCCAUCUCAGCUGCCUCUUCACCCACCUCAGCAUUGUCUGCCACUUCAUCCUCACCACGUACCAGUGAGCCCACAGGUAGCUUUACCAAGCCUGACUCAGCUGCAGUAAAUGGAGAGGCAUGUUCUGAGGACUCUCAGAGCCCACUAAAGACUGAGCCAUCUGAGGCCUGUGUCAAAGCUGGCCCUCUCCUCAGAGGCAUGCAUUCAUCUUUCACUGUAUCUAUCUAUCCAACAACUUCAGAUGUCCUCAAAGUAUGCAGCAGAAAUAUUGGGAAGAAUGGUCUUUCAAGCAGCAGCAGCCUGCUGGAUAAGUGCCCUCCACCCCGCCUUCCUCCACCCCCAUCACCCCCUCUGCCAAAGGACAAGCUCAACCCCCCCACACCCAGCAUUUAUUUGGAGAAUAAGAGAGAUGCAUUCUUUCCUCCACUACACCAGUUCUGUACCAAUCCAUCCAACCCAGUCACUGUCAUCCGUGGCUUGGCAGGAGCUCUCAAACUGGACUUGGGUCUGUUUUCCACUAAGACUCUAGUGGAGGCCAACCCAGAGCACCUGGUGGAGGUGCGGACACAGCUGUGUCAGCCGGCUGAUGAAAAUUGGGAUGCCACCGGCACCAAAAAGCAGUGGCGAUGUGAAAGCAGCCGGUCCCUUACCACCAUUGCCAAGUAUGCCCAGUAUCAGGCUACAUCCUUCCAGGAGUCACUACGGGAAGAAAAUGAAAAAAAAGGCCAAAAGGAACUUUCUGAUUCUGAAAUGUCAACAUCAGCAAAAGUUACAAGACGACGUAAAGGUCCUUUCAAGCAAAUUAAAUUUGGGACGAAUAUUGAUGUUUCAGAUGAGAAAAAGUGGAAGCUGCAGCUACAGGAACUGAGUAAGCUGCCUGCAUUUGCCCGGGUGGUGUCUGCAGGGAACCUGCUCAGCCAUGUGGGCCACACCAUCCUUGGCAUGAACACUGUUCAACUCUUCAUGAAGGUUCCUGGUUGUAGAACACCUGGUCAUCAAGAGCAUAACAAUUUCUGCUCUGUCAACAUCAACAUUGGGCCGGGUGACUGUGAGUGGUUUGCAGUGCCUGAGCCAUACUGGGGGGUAAUGAGUGAGUUCUGUGAAAAAAACAACGUCAACUUCUUGAUGGGUUCAUGGUGGCCAAACCUGGAAGAUAUGUAUGAGGCCAAUGUUCCGGUGUACCGGUUUAUCCAGCGCCCUGGAGACCUGGUUUGGCUCAACACAGGAACAGUGCACUGGGUCCAGGCCAUUGGCUGGUGUAAUAACAUCUCGUGGAAUGUGGGCCCUCUGACUGCACAUCAGUACAAACUGGCUGUGGAAAGGUACGAGUGGAACAAACUCCAGACUGUAAAAUCAGCAGUUCCUAUGGUGCAUCUCUCCUGGAACAUGGCAAGGAACAUCAAAGUGUCCGACCAUAAGCUCUUUGAGAUGAUCAAGUUUUGUUUGCUGCGGACACUCAAACAGUGUCAGAAGGUAAAGGAGGUGCUGAUAGCAGCAGGAAAGGAGACCAUAUGGCAUGGAAGGACUAGGGAGGAACCUGCACACUACUGUACCAUCUGUGAGGUGGAAGUUUUCAAUCUUCUCUUUGUCACGAGUGAGAGCUACUCCCAGAAGACAUUUGUGGUUCACUGCCAGGACUGUGCACGCAAAGGCAGCUGUGACCUGGCUGGUUUUGUGGUGCUAGAACAGUACAGGAUGGAAGACCUCAUGCAGGUGUAUGACCAGUUUUCAUUAGCUCAGGCAAUACAAAUUGGCCCACAUCCAAGAGACUAGAAAUUUCAGAGGACAGUAAAGAAUGAAUGCGCAUCAGAGGUGAAUGAGACUAAAGUCUGCACUUAACGAUCUUCCACAAUCAGGGUUUUUUUUUCGAUCUUCAAACAGCAUUCAGAGCAAACCCACUUCGGAGCUCUUUAUUGUCCAGGUCAAAUUCACUUAAAGGGUACGUAAUCAUACAGUACUGGGAAGGGUUAGUGAUAGCGAGAGUAGUGUAGUGUCUGUAGGGUAAAGUCUGUAUGUCUCAGGUGGAGGUAGUAACCCCCAAACUCCAGCAUUAGAGCCCUCAUUGUGGGGCGAAUGGGUGACGACUCAGCAGCAUAGUCGCAAAGCCAAGGCUAACACUAAGGCUUGCCCACGGGACCACCACUCCCCUCCACAUGCCCAACAGGUUUGCUCUCCUCAGUGAAGCACCUGCUGAGAAACUGGUUAUAGGAAGAAAGGGCUCUGGUUAUAGGAGACUCUCUUAAGGCAUGUGAAAUUAGCUAGGCUUUUUGGGGCUCCAGCAGUGCACAUCAGGUGUAUUGCAGGAGCCAGGGUGCCAAACAUAGCAGGUAAUCUUAGGAUCCUAGGCAAGCAUAGGUUCUCGAAGAUAGUCUUCCAUGUAGGUGCUAACGAUAUAAGCCUUCGUCAGUCUGAGGUUAUUAAGAGUAAUAUUGUAUCCCAAUGUGAUGUGGCGAUAUAGCUUACAGCAGGUUAUGGUCGCUGAACUGCUGGAUGUCCAGGUGGUGCUCCAAAAACAAUGUGGGAGCUCGUUUGAGGGCAAGGCUGGCCUGUUAGGAUGGGACGGUGUCCAUCCCACUCGGGAAGGUGCUGCUCUCAUUUCUUGUAGCAUAGCACAUAGUCUUAGAGAAGGUCUAGUUAAUAGGUGACAAUCCAAAGCCAGGGCCAGAGAGCAGACAAGCAGGCUAAUCCGACCGUCUGCUAGCUGCAAAGAGUUGUCACCCAGGGUUCACAACAUUGAGACUGUGUCUGUUACCCGAGCUAAACAAAAAUGUUUUAACAAUCAGAAAAUUCGCUUUAGUAACCUGAUUAACAUUAAACUAGAUCAUAGUUGAUCUGAAGCUAGGACUGUUAAAUAUAAGAUCUUUCAUCUUAAGCACUUAUUAUUAAAUAACUGAUUACUGAUCAGGAGUUUAGAACAUAAAUGCCUUCAAACUAAAUUGGCAAUAUUUCAGUUAACGUGGAAGGAAAGCCUUCUGAGCUAAAAAUACUCAGAGUACUCUCUGCGCAUCUCUCUGCCCUAAUCGAAGAUAACAAAAAACAAUCCUAAAUUUUUUAGUACUGUAGCAAAACUAACUAGGAAUAAAACAGCUGUAGAAAAGCACACCCUCUAUAUGCAGCAGCAAUGACUUAAUGUAUUUUUACAAUGGAAAAAUUGAUAAUAUCAGGCAAAAAAUUCAGACUAUUAAUUUAACACCAAAUUAUUUGAUUAGAUAACCCUUUCGAUAAUAAUAAUUCUGAUCAGAGCUUAGAAUGCUUCACUCCACUUCAAGAGCCUGAUCUAAUUUCACUAAUUUCAUCUUCAAAACAUUCAACCUGCAUACUAGAUCCCUUGCCUACGUGUUUUGUUAAACAGAUAUUACCAGUAGCUACUGAACCCCUUCUAAAAAUUAUAAAUUCUUCCCUUAGCACUGGCUAUGUGCCUAAAUCUUUUAAGCUAGCAGGUAUCAAACCCAUGAUUAAAAACCCAGACCUCGAUCCCUGUCAGCUGUCUAACUAUAGGCCAAUAUCAAACCUGCCCUUUAUCUCCAAGAUCCUAGAAAAGGCAGUAGCACAGCAGUUACACCUACAUAAGAAUAACAUUCAUUCAUGACCUCAUCAUAGCACAGAGACAGCACUGGUUAAAGUGGUAAAUGACCUGUUACUGGCCUCUGGUCAGGGUUGUCUCUCCAUGCUGGUGUUACUCGAUCUAAGUGAAGCUUCCGACACCAUUGACCACACCAUUCUACUUCAUAAUCUAGAAUAUGUUGUUGGUGUUAAAGGAACAGCCCUCUCCUGGCUCAGGUCUUAUUUUACUGAUCAUUAUCAGUUUAUAGAUCUAGAUGGUGACUUCUCUAUGCAUACCAAAGUUAUGUUCUGUGUUCCACAAGGUUCUGUCUUAGGCCCACUGCUUUUCUCCUUAUAUAUGCAAUUAUAUUGCAAAACAGCCUGGGUGCAAUUAUUCGUAAACAUGGUAUUAGCUUCCACUGCUGAUGCCGAUGUUUUCAGCCUAGUCAGGUGAGAGACACCAGCUUAUUAUAAUUGAAGAAUGUGUAAAGGACAUUAGACAGUGAAUGCUUAUUAACUUCCUCCUGCUUAACUCUGAUAAGACAGAGGUGCUUGUACUAGGACCACAUGCAGCUAGAAGUAAGCUUUCUGAUUACAGAGUAAUGGUGGAUGGUCUUUGUUUCAUCUUGUCCAGCAGUAAAAGAUCUUGGUGUGAUUAUUGACUCUGGUCUUUCGUUUGAAGCUCAUGUAGAUAUCACUAGGGUAGCCUUGUUUCAUCUCAGAAAUAUUGAUAAAAGAUAAGAAAGAAAGAAAGAAAGAAAGAUAAGAAAUAUAAUGUCACUUCAUGAAGCAAAACUUGUUCAUGCUUCUGUUACCUCUAGGUUGGAUUAUUGUAAUGCCUUACUGUCUGGAUGUUCCAGUAGGAGCAUAGGCAAGCUCCAGUUAGUCCAGAAUGCAGCAGCUAGAGUCCUAACUAGAACCAGAAGAUAUGAACACAUCACUCCUAUCUUAGCCACACUACAUUGGCUCCCAGUGAAAUUUCGCAUUGAUUAUAAAAUCCUGUUACUGACCUAUAAAGCACUAAAUGGUCUCGCACCGCAGUACCUGAGCGAUCUUUUAGUCUUGAUCUGCCACGCCUAUUCCGAUCAAAGGGUGCAGGUUAUUUGGUAGUACCUCAAGUAGCAAAGGCUACAGCAGGGGGCAAAGCUUUUUCUUUUAAAGCCCCACAGUUAUGGAACAGCCUUCCAAUUAGUGUUCGGGAUUCAGACACAGUCUCAAUGUUUAAGUCUAGGCUGAAGACACAUUUGUUUAGUCAAGCUUUCAAUGUUUUUCUUAGGGAAAGGAGCAGAUCUGGGAGGUUCAUGGGCAUAGAGUGUUUGGUGUACUGGGAGG